UAACUACGAGGUCCCCUAAACAAUCAAAACUCAUGGAACAUUGUGCCCACAUCCCACAAUUCCUGCUCAUCUCUGACGCCAAAACCGUGUUUCAUAAUAAUUUACCCUCUCAUUCUCACUCACACUCAAACUCAAUUGAGCCAACCCAACUGAAGUACGAGAAACUUCACAAAUUAAUUAGGUAAAGCCUCUUCUUUAUUUUUUACCAUAAUUAGUUAGGUCUAAAAAGUUAAAACUCAUGGGGUGUUUAGCAACAACAGCAGGUGGGUUUUUGGUGGUUUUAAUGGUUGUAGGAGUGGUGGGAGGACAACAAAUAAAACCGUCGUGCAAAUUUACGGCGAUGUAUAAUUUUGGGGACUCAAAUUCGGAUACAGGUGGUAUUUCUGCAGCUUUUCAGCCCAUUUCUUGGCCUUAUGGCCAGACUUUCUUCAACAAGCCUGCUGGUCGUGAUUCUGAUGGCCGCCUUCUCAUUGACUUCAUUGCUGAACAAGUAGGAUUACCAUACUUGAGUGCAUACUUGAACUCAAUUGGUGCAAAUUUUAGCCACGGUGCUAAUUUUGCUACUGGAGGAUCAACCAUCCGUAGGCAAAAUGAAACAAUAUUUGAGUAUGGAAUUAGUCCUUUCUCACUCGAUGUCCAAAUCUGGCAUUAUGAUCAGUUCAAAUCUAGAACCAAGGAUCUUUAUAAUCAAGUCAAGAGUCCCUUUGAGAGAAGUUUGCUUCCAAGACCUGAAGACUUCUCAAAGGCUCUUUACACAUUCGACAUCGGCCAAAAUGAUCUGUCUGUUGCCUUCCGUACAAUGAACGAUGAACAACUUCGUGCUACCAUCCCUAACAUCAUUUCACAGUUUUCAACAGCAGUGCAACAUUUAUAUGAACAAGGAGCAAGGUCAUUCUGGAUACAUAGCACUGGUCCAAUUGGUUGUUUGCCUGUCUCACUGUUUUACAUCACGAAUCCGAAGCCCGGAUUUCUUGAUGAAUAUGGUUGCAUAAAGGGACAAAAUGAUAUGGCUAUUGAGUUCAAUAAGCAACUCAAGGUUGCUGUUAUACAACUCAGGACAAAACUCCCAGAGGCUGCUCUUACAUAUGUGGAUCUUUAUUCUGCCAAAUAUGGAUUAAUAAGCAAAACAAAGAGCCAAGGAUGGGCAGACCCAAUGAAGGUCUGCUGUGGAUACCAUGAGAAGGAUGGCCAUGUAUGGUGUGGGCAAAAGGGCGUGACAACGAAUGGUACGACAGUCCUUGGUGCAGCCUGCAAGAAGCCAGAAUUACAUGUGAGUUGGGAUGGUGUGCAUCACACUGAAGGUGCAAAUCGUUGGUUCGCUAAUCACAUACUUAAUGGCUCACUCUCUGAUCCACCAAUUUCCAUCUCUCAUGCUUGUUAUAGGAAUUAAGGCUGUUACAUAGCCUAUAGGAUUAAUAAAGGCUUUUAAUCGCCGUAAAAGUAGAGGUAAGAUUGAGAUUAGUGAUAUUUUGUUAUAUGCAUGCAUGAAGAAGUUACACCAGAAAAAGGCACAAGGAUUAGGAAAUCAGACUUGGUUUGUUCUUUUGUUCAACUCGGGGAGUUGGCUCUAGUGCAUUUUGGUGCCAAAAUCAGGAGUAUAUAUAUGUAUGGAUCGAAACUAUUCUACAUUCAGCAAGUGAUCAGAAUAAAGAAUGCACUUUUGCUAAAA
Molecule: messenger RNA, 1669 nt
Organism: Beta vulgaris subsp. vulgaris (sugar beet)
Lineage: Eukaryota; Viridiplantae; Streptophyta; Magnoliopsida; Caryophyllales; Amaranthaceae
Product: GDSL esterase/lipase At5g14450
Exons: 5
Coding region: 239-1390 (383 amino acids)
Molecular function (GO): hydrolase activity, acting on ester bonds
Source: RefSeq, a predicted model, not a curated record